This is a messenger RNA of Ceratosolen solmsi marchali, 1235 nucleotides long. RefSeq lists its product as uncharacterized. The record is from RefSeq and is a predicted model, not a curated record. Lineage: Eukaryota; Metazoa; Arthropoda; Insecta; Hymenoptera; Agaonidae. The transcript has 6 exons. The coding region runs from base 1 to 1143 and encodes 380 amino acids.
AUGUCCGGUCGUAUGCAAAGGCGACGGAGGUACAGAAGGAGUGUCGAGCCGAAAGAGGAUGAGGAGAUCGAGUUGCUGCAGGAAGUGUUGAAACGAAGAUUAAAGAACAACAACAGCGAGGCCUCGGCGCAAUCGAAUCGCGCCCUCCUCGAGAGGUUGCUCAUGAAAAACGCUCACAGCGGCUUCGAGGACAGAAGACGCGCCUGGUCGGCAAAUCCUGCCCCGACGCGUCCUGUCGCCAGCAGAAGCGUCGGCGGCACGCCUAUCUGUCUCAGGAGAAGGUUCUCACGGCCGAGGAAGAAGCUCAUCUUCGAGAGAAAUCACCAGAUCCACCCGACUGAAAGCAGCAGUUCACUGCAGAAUGCCUCGGCCUCGGAGCUGGCGUUGAUGGAGGCCGACCGGGAAGCCGAUCUAAAGUACACUCAGCUUAUAAUGGAAGCGGAGCGUAUGUUGCUGAACGCCCAACAGCAACUUGAUGACGAGUCACCGGUGGAGACACCCUCGCCGAGAUUACCACGCGGCCACUGUCGAAAGCAGCGUACGGCUUUGAAUCGCCGAGUCGAGCUCAUCAAGAACGCAGAGCUCAACGCCGAGCUCGCCAUCUCCAAGAGCAGGAACUCCCAGCCGGAGCUUUCGAGCGGCAGCAUCAAAGACUUAUACGAUCACUCGAGUCCGAAAAGGUUACUUCAGCAGCAACAGAAGAAAAUUAUCGAUCCAGUAGUUAGCCAAACGACUGUCCCCAAACAGACCGUGGAUAAUAGUUUAUCGACUUUCCAGUCAAUCGACGUUAAGCCCGCGGCAAUACUCCUGUCGACGGGAUGCACCAAUGAAUCGACCUCGGGAUACUCCUGUCCCCAGAGUGAACCCGUCAAGCGCAAGGUAUACGAAAGUCAGAAUGGAAGCGGACGAAUGCUGCAGCGUCAAGCGGCUCCGUGGCUCCGAAACUCGGACGGCGAUUGCGCAAACGAGCAACAGCAGCAGCAACAGCAUCAGCAGCAUCAGUCGCAACUCCAGUCGUCCUCGGCGACCUCGUCGUACUCCCAGCUGAGGAAACAUAUGCUUAUUGAGACACUUCAGGGUCUAAAGCAGAGUCUGGAGGACCAGUCAGCGGCCUUGAAGAUGAAUUGCCUGCGACCCCUUUAGGAACCAUGGGAUUUCAUCAGAUUUUAACUACCAUCGCUACGAUCACUACUACUACGAUCGCUAUCACUACCAUUACUCCUACCAAUAUCAUU